AUGGUGCUCAUACGACAGCCCGAGAUUGCCGACCCCCUCGAUAAGAGGUUCAACCAGGACCCCUUCGACCCGGCAAACGUCAACUCGCUAUGGGAGCACCCCAGCUUGCAGCAUCUAAGCCUGGAGUUUCUGCAGGAGGACGCUAAGACCACCCCACGGUUUUCGAUGAACGUGAUUCCCGCCUCGGCCACAGCGCCUGACCGACCCAAGGCUUCGUCUGAGUCACCACGCCAGGAGUCCCUGUACUCCUCCCCGAGCCUGACUGCCUCAACACCCCCACUGACGCGGGAGCCGUCCCUCGCCUCGUCGUCCGUCGAGCUGCGCAGCCCAUCGUCAUCAUCACUGGAGGAGUCAACCUCCACAUCGACCCCUGCUUCCUCCAUCACCACUUCCAAAGCCGCCGCUCGCGCCGCCAAGCGACGAGCACGCCGCGAGAUCAACAAGGAGAAGCGGCGGGCAGAGGAGGAGGCCAAGGCGAAGAAGGCGGACCUGCAGGGAUGGGAGAUCGCCCUCGACGGGCUGAAGCACCCCAUCAGCGCCAAGCGGGAGCUUCGUGCAAGGCGGGAAAGCAUUGAGAAGUUCCAGGUGCCAGCCGACCGGCAAGUCGCCACGCGGAGCGGAGCACCCGUUCCGGCAACCGACUUCAGCCUCGAGCACAACGUCGCCUCUGCGCUCACUGAGGAGCUCGUCUCUCAGUACGGCGGCUGGAGCAUCACGUUCUCCGACCCGUCGUACCGCAUCUGGAUCUCAUGCGGAAAGAACGCAGCCAUCUCGUACAAGCACGUCAAGGGAAUGUUCCACCACUACGCCAUUGUGUUCGGUGACCCUGUCUGCUCAUCAGACGUGAAGAAGGACAUUCUCGACCAGUUCCAGACGUACUGCCGGGCACGACGCUGGCGGCUUGCCAUGGUCGGCGUCGGUGCCGAGACUGCCGCCAUCGCCUCGGCUGCCCGCUGGAGCACGAUUCAGUUCGCCAACGAGCAGGUGGUCAACCCUCAAUCGAACGCCAUCCUCGACGGCACCAACGGGAAGCGCAUGUUGUUCACCGUCAAGAAGAUGGCAAAGGACGGCGUGCUACGCAUGUACAACCCGGCUGACGGACGGGACGCCGUUCUCGAGGCUUAUCUGCAAGGCGUGUAUGACGAGUGCUACGCGAGCAAAGAGGUGGCCAAGGGCGAAGCCUCAGCCUACAGCACCAAGCUCCGCGUCUUCGACUUGCCCUACCUGCAGACGUACUUCUACACUGUCGACUCCGACGAGCGGCCCAACGGCAUGGCGACUCUCAUGACCGUUUCGCCCGGACGAUACCUUCUCGACCCCGUCGUCGCCAUCCCCACCGCGCCAGCGGGCACUACCGACUUCCUGACUGUUGCAGCGAUGGGCUGGCUGCGCCGCGCUGGCGCAGAGCACAUGACGUUCGGCCUGGAGCCGCAGCGUGUGAUCGGCAGCAUCGAGGGUCUGCGGAAGCACUGGCACGGCGCGACGCGGCGCGUGAACGCGGCCGCGUUCGAUGGCUUCGGUUUCGCAGGCAAGAAGAUGCUGCACGACAAGUUUCACCCAGACCCCAGCCGGACUGAGCCGCUGUAUGUUGUGCUCGCCUCGAGCCACAGCAUGACUCAGGCCGACGGCGCGCUCGCGAUCUGCGCCGCGACACACAUCCGCGCGGGGCCUGUGCUCUCCCGUCUCGUCCCGUGGUCGAAGAACCACAGCAGGCUCGACCAGGAGCCAGAGCAGCCGACACCAGAACGCGAUUAG
Trichosporon asahii var. asahii CBS 2479 is the source of this 1755-nucleotide messenger RNA. RefSeq lists its product as uncharacterized. Gene Ontology annotation, molecular function: aminoacyltransferase activity. NCBI's taxonomy places the organism in Eukaryota, Fungi, Basidiomycota, Tremellomycetes, Trichosporonales, Trichosporonaceae. The coding region runs from base 1 to 1755 and encodes 584 amino acids. The record is from RefSeq and is a predicted model, not a curated record. The transcript has a single exon. Gene Ontology annotation, biological process: phospholipid homeostasis.